GACAUCCAUCUCCAGGUGACUGGCCAUGUAGGGGAGACUGUCACACUGCCGUGCCGUCUGAAUCUCACACAUCCCAUUGAAGAGGUCACAUGGAUGAUUUAUGUUAAUGGGAAACAAAUAGUCCUGGCUAAAUUCAGAGACCAGAAGUUUAUCAGAGUGAAUAAGAAUUAUUUCCUCAACCGCCUGGAAGGAUCUAACAGUGGAACCUCAUUACAGAUCAGAGAGCUGAGAAUGGAGGAUAGUGGAGUCUUCACUGCACUGAUUAAUGUUAAUGGAGAAAUGAAAGACAUAUCCUAUAAUCUCACUGUAUAUGAGCCUCUCCCUAUCCCUACACCAGUAAUAGAAAAGACAUUAGAUGUGAAUUCCACUGAUCUGUGUCAUCUUCAUUGUUCUGUCCCAUCCAACUCAACAAGUGUGUCCUACAGUUGGAUCUACAGAGAUAAAGACACUGACAUACUAUAUGCAAAUGGCAGCACAAUCAGUGUAUCACUGAAGGAUUAUACAUCAGAGGCAGAAUUUUUCUGCUUGGUACAAAAUUCUGCUCAUACCAACAAUGUGUCAGUCCUUUUAAAUCCAUAUGCUGAGAUUCAAACAAAACGUAAGUAUUUCUGA
Messenger RNA from Xenopus laevis (African clawed frog), 612 nucleotides. RefSeq names its product CD48 antigen-like. The transcript has 2 exons. NCBI's taxonomy places the organism in Eukaryota, Metazoa, Chordata, Amphibia, Anura, Pipidae. The coding region runs from base 94 to 612 and encodes 172 amino acids. The record is from RefSeq and is a predicted model, not a curated record.